Messenger RNA from Closterium sp. Naga37s-1, 14944 nucleotides. The record is from the annotation of a GenBank genome assembly. NCBI's taxonomy places the organism in Eukaryota, Viridiplantae, Streptophyta, Zygnematophyceae, Desmidiales, Closteriaceae.
AUGGACCGGUUGGACCAACUGGCCUGUUGGUCCUAUGGACCGGUUGGACCAACUGGCCUGUUGGUCCUAUGGACCGGUUGGACCAACUGGCCUGUUGGUCCUAUGGACCGGUUGGACCAACUGGCCUGUUGGUCCUAUGGACCGGUUGGACCAACUGGCCUGUUGGUCCUAUGGACCGGUUGGACCAACUGGCCUGUUGGUCCUAUGGACCGGUUGGACCAACUGGCCUGUUGGUCCUAUGGACCGGUUGGACCAACUGGCCUGUUGGUCCUAUGGACCGGUUGGACCAACUGGCCUGUUGGUCCUAUGGACCGGUUGGACCAACUGGCCUGUUGGUCCUAUGGACCGGUUGGACCAACUGGCCUGUUGGUCCUAUGGACCGGUUGGACCAACUGGCCUGUUGGUCCUAUGGACCGGUUGGACCAACUGGCCUGUUGGUCCUAUGGACCGGUUGGACCAACUGGCCUGUUGGUCCUAUGGACCGGUUGGACCAACUGGCCUGUUGGUCCUAUGGACCGGUUGGACCAACUGGCCUGUUGGUCCUAUGGACCGGUUGGACCAACUGGCCUGUUGGUCCUAUGGACCGGUUGGACCAACUGGCCUGUUGGUCCUAUGGACCGGUUGGACCAACUGGCCUGUUGGUCCUAUGGACCGGUUGGACCAACUGGCCUGUUGGUCCUAUGGACCGGUUGGACCAACUGGCCUGUUGGUCCUAUGGACCGGUUGGACCAACUGGCCUGUUGGUCCUAUGGACCGGUUGGACCAACUGGCCUGUUGGUCCUAUGGACCGGUUGGACCAACUGGCCUGUUGGUCCUAUGGACCGGUUGGACCAACUGGCCUGUUGGUCCUAUGGACCGGUUGGACCAACUGGCCUGUUGGUCCUAUGGACCGGUUGGACCAACUGGCCUGUUGGUCCUAUGGACCGGUUGGACCAACUGGCCUGUUGGUCCUAUGGACCGGUUGGACCAACUGGCCUGUUGGUCCUAUGGACCGGUUGGACCAACUGGCCUGUUGGUCCUAUGGACCGGUUGGACCAACUGGCCUGUUGGUCCUAUGGACCGGUUGGACCAACUGGCCUGUUGGUCCUAUGGACCGGUUGGACCAACUGGCCUGUUGGUCCUAUGGACCGGUUGGACCAACUGGCCUGUUGGUCCUAUGGACCGGUUGGACCAACUGGCCUGUUGGUCCUAUGGACCGGUUGGACCAACUGGCCUGUUGGUCCUAUGGACCGGUUGGACCAACUGGCCUGUUGGUCCUAUGGACCGGUUGGACCAACUGGCCUGUUGGUCCUAUGGACCGGUUGGACCAACUGGCCUGUUGGUCCUAUGGACCGGUUGGACCAACUGGCCUGUUGGUCCUAUGGACCGGUUGGACCAACUGGCCUGUUGGUCCUAUGGACCGGUUGGACCAACUGGCCUGUUGGUCCUAUGGACCGGUUGGACCAACUGGCCUGUUGGUCCUAUGGACCGGUUGGACCAACUGGCCUGUUGGUCCUAUGGACCGGUUGGACCAACUGGCCUGUUGGUCCUAUGGACCGGUUGGACCAACUGGCCUGUUGGUCCUAUGGACCGGUUGGACCAACUGGCCUGUUGGUCCUAUGGACCGGUUGGACCAACUGGCCUGUUGGUCCUAUGGACCGGUUGGACCAACUGGCCUGUUGGUCCUAUGGACCGGUUGGACCAACUGGCCUGUUGGUCCUAUGGACCGGUUGGACCAACUGGCCUGUUGGUCCUAUGGACCGGUUGGACCAACUGGCCUGUUGGUCCUAUGGACCGGUUGGACCAACUGGCCUGUUGGUCCUAUGGACCGGUUGGACCAACUGGCCUGUUGGUCCUAUGGACCGGUUGGACCAACUGGCCUGUUGGUCCUAUGGACCGGUUGGACCAACUGGCCUGUUGGUCCUAUGGACCGGUUGGACCAACUGGCCUGUUGGUCCUAUGGACCGGUUGGACCAACUGGCCUGUUGGUCCUAUGGACCGGUUGGACCAACUGGCCUGUUGGUCCUAUGGACCGGUUGGACCAACUGGCCUGUUGGUCCUAUGGACCGGUUGGACCAACUGGCCUGUUGGUCCUAUGGACCGGUUGGACCAACUGGCCUGUUGGUCCUAUGGACCGGUUGGACCAACUGGCCUGUUGGUCCUAUGGACCGGUUGGACCAACUGGCCUGUUGGUCCUAUGGACCGGUUGGACCAACUGGCCUGUUGGUCCUAUGGACCGGUUGGACCAACUGGCCUGUUGGUCCUAUGGACCGGUUGGACCAACUGGCCUGUUGGUCCUAUGGACCGGUUGGACCAACUGGCCUGUUGGUCCUAUGGACCGGUUGGACCAACUGGCCUGUUGGUCCUAUGGACCGGUUGGACCAACUGGCCUGUUGGUCCUAUGGACCGGUUGGACCAACUGGCCUGUUGGUCCUAUGGACCGGUUGGACCAACUGGCCUGUUGGUCCUAUGGACCGGUUGGACCAACUGGCCUGUUGGUCCUAUGGACCGGUUGGACCAACUGGCCUGUUGGUCCUAUGGACCGGUUGGACCAACUGGCCUGUUGGUCCUAUGGACCGGUUGGACCAACUGGCCUGUUGGUCCUAUGGACCGGUUGGACCAACUGGCCUGUUGGUCCUAUGGACCGGUUGGACCAACUGGCCUGUUGGUCCUAUGGACCGGUUGGACCAACUGGCCUGUUGGUCCUAUGGACCGGUUGGACCAACUGGCCUGUUGGUCCUAUGGACCGGUUGGACCAACUGGCCUGUUGGUCCUAUGGACCGGUUGGACCAACUGGCCUGUUGGUCCUAUGGACCGGUUGGACCAACUGGCCUGUUGGUCCUAUGGACCGGUUGGACCAACUGGCCUGUUGGUCCUAUGGACCGGUUGGACCAACUGGCCUGUUGGUCCUAUGGACCGGUUGGACCAACUGGCCUGUUGGUCCUAUGGACCGGUUGGACCAACUGGCCUGUUGGUCCUAUGGACCGGUUGGACCAACUGGCCUGUUGGUCCUAUGGACCGGUUGGACCAACUGGCCUGUUGGUCCUAUGGACCGGUUGGACCAACUGGCCUGUUGGUCCUAUGGACCGGUUGGACCAACUGGCCUGUUGGUCCUAUGGACCGGUUGGACCAACUGGCCUGUUGGUCCUAUGGACCGGUUGGACCAACUGGCCUGUUGGUCCUAUGGACCGGUUGGACCAACUGGCCUGUUGGUCCUAUGGACCGGUUGGACCAACUGGCCUGUUGGUCCUAUGGACCGGUUGGACCAACUGGCCUGUUGGUCCUAUGGACCGGUUGGACCAACUGGCCUGUUGGUCCUAUGGACCGGUUGGACCAACUGGCCUGUUGGUCCUAUGGACCGGUUGGACCAACUGGCCUGUUGGUCCUAUGGACCGGUUGGACCAACUGGCCUGUUGGUCCUAUGGACCGGUUGGACCAACUGGCCUGUUGGUCCUAUGGACCGGUUGGACCAACUGGCCUGUUGGUCCUAUGGACCGGUUGGACCAACUGGCCUGUUGGUCCUAUGGACCGGUUGGACCAACUGGCCUGUUGGUCCUAUGGACCGGUUGGACCAACUGGCCUGUUGGUCCUAUGGACCGGUUGGACCAACUGGCCUGUUGGUCCUAUGGACCGGUUGGACCAACUGGCCUGUUGGUCCUAUGGACCGGUUGGACCAACUGGCCUGUUGGUCCUAUGGACCGGUUGGACCAACUGGCCUGUUGGUCCUAUGGACCGGUUGGACCAACUGGCCUGUUGGUCCUAUGGACCGGUUGGACCAACUGGCCUGUUGGUCCUAUGGACCGGUUGGACCAACUGGCCUGUUGGUCCUAUGGACCGGUUGGACCAACUGGCCUGUUGGUCCUAUGGACCGGUUGGACCAACUGGCCUGUUGGUCCUAUGGACCGGUUGGACCAACUGGCCUGUUGGUCCUAUGGACCGGUUGGACCAACUGGCCUGUUGGUCCUAUGGACCGGUUGGACCAACUGGCCUGUUGGUCCUAUGGACCGGUUGGACCAACUGGCCUGUUGGUCCUAUGGACCGGUUGGACCAACUGGCCUGUUGGUCCUAUGGACCGGUUGGACCAACUGGCCUGUUGGUCCUAUGGACCGGUUGGACCAACUGGCCUGUUGGUCCUAUGGACCGGUUGGACCAACUGGCCUGUUGGUCCUAUGGACCGGUUGGACCAACUGGCCUGUUGGUCCUAUGGACCGGUUGGACCAACUGGCCUGUUGGUCCUAUGGACCGGUUGGACCAACUGGCCUGUUGGUCCUAUGGACCGGUUGGACCAACUGGCCUGUUGGUCCUAUGGACCGGUUGGACCAACUGGCCUGUUGGUCCUAUGGACCGGUUGGACCAACUGGCCUGUUGGUCCUAUGGACCGGUUGGACCAACUGGCCUGUUGGUCCUAUGGACCGGUUGGACCAACUGGCCUGUUGGUCCUAUGGACCGGUUGGACCAACUGGCCUGUUGGUCCUAUGGACCGGUUGGACCAACUGGCCUGUUGGUCCUAUGGACCGUUGGACCAACUGGCCUGUUGGUCCUAUGGACCGGUUGGACCAACUGGCCUGUUGGUCCUAUGGACCGGUUGGACCAACUGGCCUGUUGGUCCUAUGGACCGGUUGGACCAACUGGCCUGUUGGUCCUAUGGACCGGUUGGACCAACUGGCCUGUUGGUUCCUAUGGACCGGUUGGACCAACUGGCCUGGUUGGUCCUAUGGACCGGUUGGACCAAUGGACCGGUUGGUCCUAUGGACCGGUGGAACCAACUGGCCUGUUGGUCCUAUGGACCGGUUGGACCAACUGGCCUGUUGGUCCUAUGGACCGGUUGGACCAACUGGCCUGUUGGUCCUAUGGACCGGUUGGACCAACUGGCCUGUUGGUCCUAUGGACCGGUUGGACCAACUGGCCUGUUGGUCCUAUGGACCGGUUGGACCAACUGGCCUGUUGGUCCUAUGGACCGGUUGGACCAACUGGCCUGUUGGUCCUAUGGACCGGUUGGACCAACUGGCCUGUUGGUCCUAUGGACCGGUUGGACCAACUGGCCUGUUGGUCCUAUGGACCGGUUGGACCAACUGGCCUGUUGGUCCUAUGGACCGGUUGGACCAACUGGCCUGUUGGUCCUAUGGACCGGUUGGACCAACUGGCCUGUUGGUCCUAUGGACCGGUUGGACCAACUGGCCUGUUGGUCCUAUGGACCGGUUGGACCAACUGGCCUGUUGGUCCUAUGGACCGGUUGGACCAACUGGCCUGUUGGUCCUAUGGACCGGUUGGACCAACUGGCCUGUUGGUCCUAUGGACCGGUUGGACCAACUGGCCUGUUGGUCCUAUGGACCGGUUGGACCAACUGGCCUGUUGGUCCUAUGGACCGGUUGGACCAACUGGCCUGUUGGUCCUAUGGACCGGUUGGACCAACUGGCCUGUUGGUCCUAUGGACCGGUUGGACCAACUGGCCUGUUGGUCCUAUGGACCGGUUGGACCAACUGGCCUGUUGGUCCUAUGGACCGGUUGGACCAACUGGCCUGUUGGUCCUAUGGACCGGUUGGACCAACUGGCCUGUUGGUCCUAUGGACCGGUUGGACCAACUGGCCUGUUGGUCCUAUGGACCGGUUGGACCAACUGGCCUGUUGGUCCUAUGGACCGGUUGGACCAACUGGCCUGUUGGUCCUAUGGACCGGUUGGACCAACUGGCCUGUUGGUCCUAUGGACCGGUUGGACCAACUGGCCUGUUGGUCCUAUGGACCGGUUGGACCAACUGGCCUGUUGGUCCUAUGGACCGGUUGGACCAACUGGCCUGUUGGUCCUAUGGACCGGUUGGACCAACUGGCCUGUUGGUCCUAUGGACCGGUUGGACCAACUGGCCUGUUGGUCCUAUGGACCGGUUGGACCAACUGGCCUGUUGGUCCUAUGGACCGGUUGGACCAACUGGCCUGUUGGUCCUAUGGACCGGUUGGACCAACUGGCCUGUUGGUCCUAUGGACCGGUUGGACCAACUGGCCUGUUGGUCCUAUGGACCGGUUGGACCAACUGGCCUGUUGGUCCUAUGGACCGGUUGGACCAACUGGCCUGUUGGUCCUAUGGACCGGUUGGACCAACUGGCCUGUUGGUCCUAUGGACCGGUUGGACCAACUGGCCUGUUGGUCCUAUGGACCGGUUGGACCAACUGGCCUGUUGGUCCUAUGGACCGGUUGGACCAACUGGCCUGUUGGUCCUAUGGACCGGUUGGACCAACUGGCCUGUUGGUCCUAUGGACCGGUUGGACCAACUGGCCUGUUGGUCCUAUGGACCGGUUGGACCAACUGGCCUGUUGGUCCUAUGGACCGGUUGGACCAACUGGCCUGUUGGUCCUAUGGACCGGUUGGACCAACUGGCCUGUUGGUCCUAUGGACCGGUUGGACCAACUGGCCUGUUGGUCCUAUGGACCGGUUGGACCAACUGGCCUGUUGGUCCUAUGGACCGGUUGGACCAACUGGCCUGUUGGUCCUAUGGACCGGUUGGACCAACUGGCCUGUUGGUCCUAUGGACCGGUUGGACCAACUGGCCUGUUGGUCCUAUGGACCGGUUGGACCAACUGGCCUGUUGGUCCUAUGGACCGGUUGGACCAACUGGCCUGUUGGUCCUAUGGACCGGUUGGACCAACUGGCCUGUUGGUCCUAUGGACCGGUUGGACCAACUGGCCUGUUGGUCCUAUGGACCGGUUGGACCAACUGGCCUGUUGGUCCUAUGGACCGGUUGGACCAACUGGCCUGUUGGUCCUAUGGACCGGUUGGACCAACUGGCCUGUUGGUCCUAUGGACCGGUUGGACCAACUGGCCUGUUGGUCCUAUGGACCGGUUGGACCAACUGGCCUGUUGGUCCUAUGGACCGGUUGGACCAACUGGCCUGUUGGUCCUAUGGACCGGUUGGACCAACUGGCCUGUUGGUCCUAUGGACCGGUUGGACCAACUGGCCUGUUGGUCCUAUGGACCGGUUGGACCAACUGGCCUGUUGGUCCUAUGGACCGGUUGGACCAACUGGCCUGUUGGUCCUAUGGACCGGUUGGACCAACUGGCCUGUUGGUCCUAUGGACCGGUUGGACCAACUGGCCUGUUGGUCCUAUGGACCGGUUGGACCAACUGGCCUGUUGGUCCUAUGGACCGGUUGGACCAACUGGCCUGUUGGUCCUAUGGACCGGUUGGACCAACUGGCCUGUUGGUCCUAUGGACCGGUUGGACCAACUGGCCUGUUGGUCCUAUGGACCGGUUGGACCAACUGGCCUGUUGGUCCUAUGGACCGGUUGGACCAACUGGCCUGUUGGUCCUAUGGACCGGUUGGACCAACUGGCCUGUUGGUCCUAUGGACCGGUUGGACCAACUGGCCUGUUGGUCCUAUGGACCGGUUGGACCAACUGGCCUGUUGGUCCUAUGGACCGGUUGGACCAACUGGCCUGUUGGUCCUAUGGACCGGUUGGACCAACUGGCCUGUUGGUCCUAUGGACCGGUUGGACCAACUGGCCUGUUGGUCCUAUGGACCGGUUGGACCAACUGGCCUGUUGGUCCUAUGGACCGGUUGGACCAACUGGCCUGUUGGUCCUAUGGACCGGUUGGACCAACUGGCCUGUUGGUCCUAUGGACCGGUUGGACCAACUGGCCUGUUGGUCCUAUGGACCGGUUGGACCAACUGGCCUGUUGGUCCUAUGGACCGGUUGGACCAACUGGCCUGUUGGUCCUAUGGACCGGUUGGACCAACUGGCCUGUUGGUCCUAUGGACCGGUUGGACCAACUGGCCUGUUGGUCCUAUGGACCGGUUGGACCAACUGGCCUGUUGGUCCUAUGGACCGGUUGGACCAACUGGCCUGUUGGUCCUAUGGACCGGUUGGACCUGGCCUGGGUUGGUGGACCGGUGGGGCUGGGGAUGGACUGGUGGUGGACCAACUGGCCGGUUGGUCCUGGACCGGUUGGACCGUUGGGUGGUUGGGCCAUGGGGGUUGGACCAACUGGCCUGUUGGUCCUAUGGACCGGUUGGACCAACUGGCCUGUUGGUCCUAUGGACCGGUUGGACCAACUGGCCUGUUGGUCCUAUGGACCGGUUGGACCAACUGGCCUGUUGGUCCUAUGGACCGGUUGGACCAACUGGCCUGUUGGUCCUAUGGACCGGUUGGACCAACUGGCCUGUUGGUCCUAUGGACCGGUUGGACCAACUGGCCUGUUGGUCCUAUGGACCGGUUGGACCAACUGGCCUGUUGGUCCUAUGGACCGGUUGGACCAACUGGCCUGUUGGUCCUAUGGACCGGUUGGACCAACUGGCCUGUUGGUCCUAUGGACCGGUUGGACCAACUGGCCUGUUGGUCCUAUGGACCGGUUGGACCAACUGGCCUGUUGGUCCUAUGGACCGGUUGGACCAACUGGCCUGUUGGUCCUAUGGACCGGUUGGACCAACUGGCCUGUUGGUCCUAUGGACCGGUUGGACCAACUGGCCUGUUGGUCCUAUGGACCGGUUGGACCAACUGGCCUGUUGGUCCUAUGGACCGGUUGGACCAACUGGCCUGUUGGUCCUAUGGACCGGUUGGACCAACUGGCCUGUUGGUCCUAUGGACCGGUUGGACCAACUGGCCUGUUGGUCCUAUGGACCGGUUGGACCAACUGGCCUGUUGGUCCUAUGGACCGGUUGGACCAACUGGCCUGUUGGUCCUAUGGACCGGUUGGACCAACUGGCCUGUUGGUCCUAUGGACCGGUUGGACCAACUGGCCUGUUGGUCCUAUGGACCGGUUGGACCAACUGGCCUGUUGGUCCUAUGGACCGGUUGGACCAACUGGCCUGUUGGUCCUAUGGACCGGUUGGACCAACUGGCCUGUUGGUCCUAUGGACCGGUUGGACCAACUGGCCUGUUGGUCCUAUGGACCGGUUGGACCAACUGGCCUGUUGGUCCUAUGGACCGGUUGGACCAACUGGCCUGUUGGUCCUAUGGACCGGUUGGACCAACUGGCCUGUUGGUCCUAUGGACCGGUUGGACCAACUGGCCUGUUGGUCCUAUGGACCGGUUGGACCAACUGGCCUGUUGGUCCUAUGGACCGGUUGGACCAACUGGCCUGUUGGUCCUAUGGACCGGUUGGACCAACUGGCCUGUUGGUCCUAUGGACCGGUUGGACCAACUGGCCUGUUGGUCCUAUGGACCGGUUGGACCAACUGGCCUGUUGGUCCUAUGGACCGGUUGGACCAACUGGCCUGUUGGUCCUAUGGACCGGUUGGACCAACUGGCCUGUUGGUCCUAUGGACCGGUUGGACCAACUGGCCUGUUGGUCCUAUGGACCGGUUGGACCAACUGGCCUGUUGGUCCUAUGGACCGGUUGGACCAACUGGCCUGUUGGUCCUAUGGACCGGUUGGACCAACUGGCCUGUUGGUCCUAUGGACCGGUUGGACCAACUGGCCUGUUGGUCCUAUGGACCGGUUGGACCAACUGGCCUGUUGGUCCUAUGGACCGGUUGGACCAACUGGCCUGUUGGUCCUAUGGACCGGUUGGACCAACUGGCCUGUUGGUCCUAUGGACCGGUUGGACCAACUGGCCUGUUGGUCCUAUGGACCGGUUGGACCAACUGGCCUGUUGGUCCUAUGGACCGGUUGGACCAACUGGCCUGUUGGUCCUAUGGACCGGUUGGACCAACUGGCCUGUUGGUCCUAUGGACCGGUUGGACCAACUGGCCUGUUGGUCCUAUGGACCGGUUGGACCAACUGGCCUGUUGGUCCUAUGGACCGGUUGGACCAACUGGCCUGUUGGUCCUAUGGACCGGUUGGACCAACUGGCCUGUUGGUCCUAUGGACCGGUUGGACCAACUGGCCUGUUGGUCCUAUGGACCGGUUGGACCAACUGGCCUGUUGGUCCUAUGGACCGGUUGGACCAACUGGCCUGUUGGUCCUAUGGACCGGUUGGACCAACUGGCCUGUUGGUCCUAUGGACCGGUUGGACCAACUGGCCUGUUGGUCCUAUGGACCGGUUGGACCAACUGGCCUGUUGGUCCUAUGGACCGGUUGGACCAACUGGCCUGUUGGUCCUAUGGACCGGUUGGACCAACUGGCCUGUUGGUCCUAUGGACCGGUUGGACCAACUGGCCUGUUGGUCCUAUGGACCGGUUGGACCAACUGGCCUGUUGGUCCUAUGGACCGGUUGGACCAACUGGCCUGUUGGUCCUAUGGACCGGUUGGACCAACUGGCCUGUUGGUCCUAUGGACCGGUUGGACCAACUGGCCUGUUGGUCCUAUGGACCGGUUGGACCAACUGGCCUGUUGGUCCUAUGGACCGGUUGGACCAACUGGCCUGUUGGUCCUAUGGACCGGUUGGACCAACUGGCCUGUUGGUCCUAUGGACCGGUUGGACCAACUGGCCUGUUGGUCCUAUGGACCGGUUGGACCAACUGGCCUGUUGGUCCUAUGGACCGGUUGGACCAACUGGCCUGUUGGUCCUAUGGACCGGUUGGACCAACUGGCCUGUUGGUCCUAUGGACCGGUUGGACCAACUGGCCUGUUGGUCCUAUGGACCGGUUGGACCAACUGGCCUGUUGGUCCUAUGGACCGGUUGGACCAACUGGCCUGUUGGUCCUAUGGACCGGUUGGACCAACUGGCCUGUUGGUCCUAUGGACCGGUUGGACCAACUGGCCUGUUGGUCCUAUGGACCGGUUGGACCAACUGGCCUGUUGGUCCUAUGGACCGGUUGGACCAACUGGCCUGUUGGUCCUAUGGACCGGUUGGACCAACUGGCCUGUUGGUCCUAUGGACCGGUUGGACCAACUGGCCUGUUGGUCCUAUGGACCGGUUGGACCAACUGGCCUGUUGGUCCUAUGGACCGGUUGGACCAACUGGCCUGUUGGUCCUAUGGACCGGUUGGACCAACUGGCCUGUUGGUCCUAUGGACCGGUUGGACCAACUGGCCUGUUGGUCCUAUGGACCGGUUGGACCAACUGGCCUGUUGGUCCUAUGGACCGGUUGGACCAACUGGCCUGUUGGUCCUAUGGACCGGUUGGACCAACUGGCCUGUUGGUCCUAUGGACCGGUUGGACCAACUGGCCUGUUGGUCCUAUGGACCGGUUGGACCAACUGGCCUGUUGGUCCUAUGGACCGGUUGGACCAACUGGCCUGUUGGUCCUAUGGACCGGUUGGACCAACUGGCCUGUUGGUCCUAUGGACCGGUUGGACCAACUGGCCUGUUGGUCCUAUGGACCGGUUGGACCAACUGGCCUGUUGGUCCUAUGGACCGGUUGGACCAACUGGCCUGUUGGUCCUAUGGACCGGUUGGACCAACUGGCCUGUUGGUCCUAUGGACCGGUUGGACCAACUGGCCUGUUGGUCCUAUGGACCGGUUGGACCAACUGGCCUGUUGGUCCUAUGGACCGGUUGGACCAACUGGCCUGUUGGUCCUAUGGACCGGUUGGACCAACUGGCCUGUUGGUCCUAUGGACCGGUUGGACCAACUGGCCUGUUGGUCCUAUGGACCGGUUGGACCAACUGGCCUGUUGGUCCUAUGGACCGGUUGGACCAACUGGCCUGUUGGUCCUAUGGACCGGUUGGACCAACUGGCCUGUUGGUCCUAUGGACCGGUUGGACCAACUGGCCUGUUGGUCCUAUGGACCGGUUGGACCAACUGGCCUGUUGGUCCUAUGGACCGGUUGGACCAACUGGCCUGUUGGUCCUAUGGACCGGUUGGACCAACUGGCCUGUUGGUCCUAUGGACCGGUUGGACCAACUGGCCUGUUGGUCCUAUGGACCGGUUGGACCAACUGGCCUGUUGGUCCUAUGGACCGGUUGGACCAACUGGCCUGUUGGUCCUAUGGACCGGUUGGACCAACUGGCCUGUUGGUCCUAUGGACCGGUUGGACCAACUGGCCUGUUGGUCCUAUGGACCGGUUGGACCAACUGGCCUGUUGGUCCUAUGGACCGGUUGGACCAACUGGCCUGUUGGUCCUAUGGACCGGUUGGACCAACUGGCCUGUUGGUCCUAUGGACCGGUUGGACCAACUGGCCUGUUGGUCCUAUGGACCGGUUGGACCAACUGGCCUGUUGGUCCUAUGGACCGGUUGGACCAACUGGCCUGUUGGUCCUAUGGACCGGUUGGACCAACUGGCCUGUUGGUCCUAUGGACCGGUUGGACCAACUGGCCUGUUGGUCCUAUGGACCGGUUGGACCAACUGGCCUGUUGGUCCUAUGGACCGGUUGGACCAACUGGCCUGUUGGUCCUAUGGACCGGUUGGACCAACUGGCCUGUUGGUCCUAUGGACCGGUUGGACCAACUGGCCUGUUGGUCCUAUGGACCGGUUGGACCAACUGGCCUGUUGGUCCUAUGGACCGGUUGGACCAACUGGCCUGUUGGUCCUAUGGACCGGUUGGACCAACUGGCCUGUUGGUCCUAUGGACCGGUUGGACCAACUGGCCUGUUGGUCCUAUGGACCGGUUGGACCAACUGGCCUGUUGGUCCUAUGGACCGGUUGGACCAACUGGCCUGUUGGUCCUAUGGACCGGUUGGACCAACUGGCCUGUUGGUCCUAUGGACCGGUUGGACCAACUGGCCUGUUGGUCCUAUGGACCGGUUGGACCAACUGGCCUGUUGGUCCUAUGGACCGGUUGGACCAACUGGCCUGUUGGUCCUAUGGACCGGUUGGACCAACUGGCCUGUUGGUCCUAUGGACCGGUUGGACCAACUGGCCUGUUGGUCCUAUGGACCGGUUGGACCAACUGGCCUGUUGGUCCUAUGGACCGGUUGGACCAACUGGCCUGUUGGUCCUAUGGACCGGUUGGACCAACUGGCCUGUUGGUCCUAUGGACCGGUUGGACCAACUGGCCUGUUGGUCCUAUGGACCGGUUGGACCAACUGGCCUGUUGGUCCUAUGGACCGGUUGGACCAACUGGCCUGUUGGUCCUAUGGACCGGUUGGACCAACUGGCCUGUUGGUCCUAUGGACCGGUUGGACCAACUGGCCUGUUGGUCCUAUGGACCGGUUGGACCAACUGGCCUGUUGGUCCUAUGGACCGGUUGGACCAACUGGCCUGUUGGUCCUAUGGACCGGUUGGACCAACUGGCCUGUUGGUCCUAUGGACCGGUUGGACCAACUGGCCUGUUGGUCCUAUGGACCGGUUGGACCAACUGGCCUGUUGGUCCUAUGGACCGGUUGGACCAACUGGCCUGUUGGUCCUAUGGACCGGUUGGACCAACUGGCCUGUUGGUCCUAUGGACCGGUUGGACCAACUGGCCUGUUGGUCCUAUGGACCGGUUGGACCAACUGGCCUGUUGGUCCUAUGGACCGGUUGGACCAACUGGCCUGUUGGUCCUAUGGACCGGUUGGACCAACUGGCCUGUUGGUCCUAUGGACCGGUUGGACCAACUGGCCUGUUGGUCCUAUGGACCGGUUGGACCAACUGGCCUGUUGGUCCUAUGGACCGGUUGGACCAACUGGCCUGUUGGUCCUAUGGACCGGUUGGACCAACUGGCCUGUUGGUCCUAUGGACCGGUUGGACCAACUGGCCUGUUGGUCCUAUGGACCGGUUGGACCAACUGGCCUGUUGGUCCUAUGGACCGGUUGGACCAACUGGCCUGUUGGUCCUAUGGACCGGUUGGACCAACUGGCCUGUUGGUCCUAUGGACCGGUUGGACCAACUGGCCUGUUGGUCCUAUGGACCGGUUGGACCAACUGGCCUGUUGGUCCUAUGGACCGGUUGGACCAACUGGCCUGUUGGUCCUAUGGACCGGUUGGACCAACUGGCCUGUUGGUCCUAUGGACCGGUUGGACCAACUGGCCUGUUGGUCCUAUGGACCGGUUGGACCAACUGGCCUGUUGGUCCUAUGGACCGGUUGGACCAACUGGCCUGUUGGUCCUAUGGACCGGUUGGACCAACUGGCCUGUUGGUCCUAUGGACCGGUUGGACCAACUGGCCUGUUGGUCCUAUGGACCGGUUGGACCAACUGGCCUGUUGGUCCUAUGGACCGGUUGGACCAACUGGCCUGUUGGUCCUAUGGACCGGUUGGACCAACUGGCAUGUUGGUCCUAUGGACCGGUUGGACCAACUGGCCUGUUGGUCCUAUGGACCGGUUGGACCAACUGGCCUGUUGGUCCUAUGGACCGGUUGGACCAACUGGCCUGUUGGUCCUAUGGACCGGUUGGACCAACUGGCCUGUUGGUCCUAUGGACCGGUUGGACCAACUGGCCUGUUGGUCCUAUGGACCGGUUGGACCAACUGGCCUGUUGGUCCUAUGGACCGGUUGGACCAACUGGCCUGUUGGUCCUAUGGACCGGUUGGACCAACUGGCCUGUUGGUCCUAUGGACCGGUUGGACCAACUGGCCUGUUGGUCCUAUGGACCGGUUGGACCAACUGGCCUGUUGGUCCUAUGGACCGGUUGGACCAACUGGCCUGUUGGUCCUAUGGACCGGUUGGACCAACUGGCCUGUUGGUCCUAUGGACCGGUUGGACCAACUGGCCUGUUGGUCCUAUGGACCGGUUGGACCAACUGGCCUGUUGGUCCUAUGGACCGGUUGGACCAACUGGCCUGUUGGUCCUAUGGACCGGUUGGACCAACUGGCCUGUUGGUCCUAUGGACCGGUUGGACCAACUGGCCUGUUGGUCCUAUGGACCGGUUGGACCAACUGGCCUGUUGGUCCUAUGGACCGGUUGGACCAACUGGCCUGUUGGUCCUAUGGACCGGUGGACCAACUGGCCUGUUGGUCCUAUGGACCGGUUGGACCAACUGGCCUGUUGGUCCUAUGGACCGGUUGGACCAACUGGCCUGUUGGUCCUAUGGACCGGUUGGACCAACUGGCCUGUUGGUCCUAUGGACCGGUUGGACCAACUGGCCUGUUGGUCCUAUGGACCGGUUGGACCAACUGGCCUGUUGGUCCUAUGGACCGGUUGGACCAACUGGCCUGUUGGUCCUAUGGACCGGUUGGACCAACUGGCCUGUUGGUCCUAUGGACCGGUUGGACCAACUGGCCUGUUGGUCCUAUGGACCG